CCGAGGGGGCGUGGCUAACCUCCCCAGUUCAACCUAGUUGUUGGAGUGGCUGGAAAACCUUGAACCUGCAGAUCAGCAGAAUCAGAGAAGGAAGCUGGUGGUCUGUGGGGCUCUCAACUCCCUGGAGAAAAUGAAGCCUCACGUCGUGUACCAGCAGCUGAAGACGCUGCACAACCCUGAAGAGCCUCCGCUGACUGAGCAGCCGAGACCGGCUCAACACAAGUUCUUCCCACGGGACUCCCAUUACAUCUUGGUGACAGCGAUCUUGUCUACAAUGCUGGUGGCAGCCCUUUUGGUCCGGAUGUUCCUCUUUCCCUUCUAUAGUCCAGCUUCUGUAGAGACUGUGGUGGCCACCCCAUCCCUGGACAACACGUGCAGUGACCCAUGCAGGGUCACACUGGUGGAAAGUAUCCCUGAAGGGCUGAUCUACGAUGACAACAGUACCAUCAACCCUUCUAUUUUCGAGGCCUGGAUGAACAUUUUGGGAGAUGCGAGGAGCACUGUGGAUAUUGCCUCUUUCUAUUGGACCUUGUCGGAUGAGGACACUCAUACCCACGAUCCCUCCUCCAGCCAGGGGGAAGAAGUUUUAUCCGAGCUGCUGAAACUGCCCAACCGAGGGGUCUCCGUGCGGAUUGCGGUCAAUCCCCCUUCCGCUCAUAUGCCGUGCAGUGAUCUCCGGAAGCUGGAGGAAAGCGGUGCUCAGAUCCGCAAGGUCAACCUGCCCAGGCUUACCUCAGGAAUCCUACACACCAAAUUCUGGAUUGUGGACCAGAUGCACCUUUACAUUGGGAGCGCCAACAUGGACUGGCGUGCCCUCACACAGGUGAAGGAGCUGGGAGUGGCUGUGUACAAUUGCAGUUGCUUGGCGCAGGACUUAGGGAAGAUGUUUGAAGCAUACUGGGCCCUGGGCUUGCCCAACGCCACCAUCCCCUCGCCCUGGCCAGCCAAUUUCUCCACAGCGUACAACAAGGAGACUCCCUUGGCGCUCCAGUUUAACGGCACGGAUGCCGGGGUGUUUUUCUCGAGUGCUCCUCCAGCCCUGUGUGCCACAGGACGGACUGAAGACCUUCAAGCCCUUCUUGGUGUCAUUGAUGAGGCUCAGGAAUUUGUCUAUAUCGCUGUGAUGAACUACUUGCCCACUAUGGAGUUCUCACAUCCCAGGAGGUUUUGGCCAGCGAUCGAUAACUUUCUGAGGAAAGCAGCCUACGAGAGGCAAGUGCGAGUCCACCUCCUAGUCAGCUGCUGGAAGCACUCCAAGGGCAACAUGUUCCCCUUCCUGCGAUCCCUAAAUGCCAUGCAGGACAACCGGACCCACUACAACGUGGAAGUGAGGCUCUUUGUGGUCCCAGCAAAUGAAUCUGAAGCCAGGAUCCCUUACGCCAGAGUCAACCACAGCAAGUUCAUGGUGACGGACAAGGUGGCUUAUAUUGGAACAUCCAAUUGGUCUGGGGAUUACUUCCUCCACACAGCCGGAUCUGCCCUGGUUGUGAAUCAAAGCGACACAGAGGCCGGGAUCCAGCCCACCCUCCGGGAGCAACUCCAGGCAGUGUUUGAACGGGACUGGGACUCCCAGUACAGCCGGGAACUGAACUCCUUGGGCCAGUGGCAGGAUUCUUGCAGUCCUGUUUAGACCAUCUCAACCUUCACUUCCAGCCUUAUAUGGAGACCACUGUCUUAGAAUGGCCAGAGUGACUUCCUCGAACGUCACCCGAAGACAAGAUCUGGUCAACGUUUGCAAGACAUUGGUUCUGCCCUGGAGCUAAGCACAAAAGGGUCUUGCUGGUGUGAAACUUCUGACUGGGGGAAAUGGGUCUUUCUCUCAAAUCCUUGGAUAAGGAGAGAAACAUACAAGCUAAGCAUUAAUGGA
Molecule: messenger RNA, 1867 nt
Organism: Anolis sagrei ordinatus
Lineage: Eukaryota; Metazoa; Chordata; Lepidosauria; Squamata; Anolidae
Product: 5'-3' exonuclease PLD3
Molecular function (GO): catalytic activity
Source: RefSeq, a predicted model, not a curated record